UCAUCGAUGUUUUUGCACCUCUAGCAUAAGUGUCUAAAUACGACGAUUUAAUAAAAUUUUUUAAUUAAUGCCAACACUGAAGGAUUCGGUUGCUAUUAGUUCUGCAAAACAUGCAGACUCCUCAACAAUUUCAAGUUCUUUUUCGCCCUUGGAACAACCUGUAACUGGCAUAACAAAUAUGCUUGAAUUCCCCUAUUUAAGGACAAGAACAUGCACGAACAAACAGAUCACAACAUCGCCUAAUGUAAAAAAAAUUAAGAAACGCCGCGGCAGUGAUACGUCGAGUGACGAAGAACGCUGGCUUCAUGCCAUCGAAACUGGAAAACUAGCAGAGGUCGAUGACGAAUUAAAGAAAAUCAAGAAUCCAAAAUUAAUGACUGCUCGUCAACGUGCUAUGUAUGAACGUACACAAUAUCCAAAGAGUGGAUUUGCCGAAGAGCUUAUUGCACUUCCAAACGGAUAUAAGGAAAAGGAAAAGCCUCAAACGGCCGAGGAAAUCAACAAGGCAGUCCUUAAGUCCCAAAAGCGGAAGCAGCAGGCGGACGAGCGACGUGAAAAGGACAAGCUAAAAACAAUGGAGCGCUUGUUAAAGAAACAAGAAUCCCAUAGGCAGCGCUAUGCAGUUCGUAUUAAACAAUCACAGAAGCCGUCUUAUCCAAAAAUUACAUACAUAAAUAAUAUUGAAGGAAGCGUUAUAUUAGUACCACCAGGCUGCGAGUUUCCAUUAAAAGCACAAUUACCACGGGCUACACCUUCUGAAGAGUUGUGCUGUAUUAGCGGUUGUGGAAAUCGCAAGUCAUAUAAUUGUUCUAUUUCAAGGAACCCUCUAUGUAGUCUUGCGUGUUAUAAAAAGAAUAGCAUAUAUUUAAAUCAAUAAAAAAGGUCGAUCUGUACACAAAACUA
This is a messenger RNA of Drosophila serrata, 903 nucleotides long. RefSeq names its product INO80 complex subunit B. The record is from RefSeq and is a predicted model, not a curated record. Gene Ontology annotation, biological process: chromatin remodeling. Lineage: Eukaryota; Metazoa; Arthropoda; Insecta; Diptera; Drosophilidae. Gene Ontology annotation, cellular component: Ino80 complex.